Messenger RNA from Calypte anna (Anna's hummingbird), 917 nucleotides. RefSeq names its product dihydrofolate reductase (gene DHFR). Gene Ontology annotation, biological process: tetrahydrofolate biosynthetic process; folic acid metabolic process; glycine biosynthetic process. The record is from RefSeq and is a predicted model, not a curated record. The transcript is spliced from 8 exons. Gene Ontology annotation, cellular component: mitochondrion. Gene Ontology annotation, molecular function: NADP binding; dihydrofolate reductase activity. The coding region runs from base 138 to 752 and encodes 204 amino acids. NCBI's taxonomy places the organism in Eukaryota, Metazoa, Chordata, Aves, Apodiformes, Trochilidae.
CUCCGCCUGUGGGUCCGCUGCGCUCCCUCCAACCUCCCGCCUCAGCCCUGAGACCGCCCUCUGGCACCGCACCGCCCCGCUACAGCAACUCUCUUCGGCUUGCAAGUCCGGUGCGGCGGGAGACGGGGGUGAGCGGUAUGGUUCGCUCGCUCAACUCUAUCGUGGCCGUGUGCCAGAACAUGGGCAUCGGGAAGGACGGCAACCUGCCCUGGCCGCCCCUGAGGAAUGAGUACAAGUACUUCCAGAGAAUGACAAGCACAUCCAAUGUAGAAGGGAAACAGAAUGCACUGAUAAUGGGCAGAAAAACCUGGUUCUCCAUUCCUGAGAAGAAUCGGCCUUUAAAAGACAGAAUUAAUAUAGUGCUAAGCAGGGAGCUCAGGGAAAUCCCAAAAGGUGCACAUUAUCUUUCCAAAAGUCUGGAUGAUGCCUUAGCUCUUUUGGAUUCACCAGAGUUAAAAAAUAAAGUGGACAUGAUUUGGAUUGUUGGAGGUACUUCAGUUUACAAGGCAGCGAUGGAGAAGCCACUUAAUCAUCGAUUGUUUAUUACAAGAAUUUUGCAGGAAUUUGAAAGUGACACAUUUUUUCCAGAGAUUGACUACAAGGACUACAAACUUCUCACUGAAUACCCAGGUGUCCCUGCUGAUAUCCAAGAAGAGAAUGGGAUCCAGUACAAAUUUGAAGUUGGACAGCAAUUUCCAUUUGGCAGUAGGAAGCUGAUGUUUUCAGUAGCGUUAUGGCCAUGGUGUAUUUAAGGACAGAACUGGGAACAUUCCAACAACACAUCUCUGACAUGGAGAGCAAUCCAUGGAGGAGAAAGACCUCUCCAGUGAUGACUGUAGAUCACCAACAUAAUCUCACUUCAUUAUACAAGCAAGCAUCUGUACCCACUACAUUUAAUAAAAGAUUUUUGAGAAACA